UUUUCUUUUCAAGACAGGGUUUCUGUGUAACAGCCCUGGCUGUCCUGGAGCUUGUUUUAAUGACCCCCCUGCCUGGCCUCCCGCGUGCUGGGGUUAAAGGCAGGUGCCGCUGCACUCAGUGGAAAUUUCUUAAUUAGUUACUGAUCUGGGAGGGUCUAGUCCAUUGUGGGGCGGGUGGUCCUGGGUUCUAUGAGAAAGCAGGCUGAGGAAAUCAGGAAGCAAGCCAGGAAGCAGCACUCUCCCAUGGCCUCCAGGUUCCCGUCCGAGUUCUUGCUUUCGCUUUUCUAGUAGACUGUGGCACGGAGUAUGUUAACCACAUAAAAACCCUUUCCUCCUGACGUUGUUUUUUGGUUGUGAUGUUUCUUCACAGCAAUAAUAACCCUAAGACAGUCUCUCAUCCCGCCUGGGGGCGUUGCUACUUCUGGCCAGUAAGCCUCAGAGGGCAGUUCAACUUCAGCAAGGAGAGAUUGGCUCUCUGCCAUCAGUGACAUGAGUGUUCAGGCCCAGCAAGGUGUAAGAGAUCCCACUGAUCCUCUGUGCACAGCCCGUGCUCCACGCCACUCCUCCCAGCUCCUCCUCCCGGCCUCUGUUCCCGCCUCCCCCGCCCUACAUCCCAUUGCAGAUGUAAAGCCCAGUCCGGUUCACAGACUUCAGCCACAUUUUCCCUGCUCCUGCGCACAGCACAGCUCCAUGGCCCAGUGUGGGACGUCGGUGGCCGCCGCCGCCCUGGCGCUGCUCUUGCUGCUCCUGCCGCCAAACCUUGCGUGGUACAAGCCUGCGGCGGGACCCCAGCACUACUCGGUGGGCCGCGCCGCGGGGCUGCUGUCCAACUUCCACAAGUUCCCGUCCCCGCGACGCUCCGAGUCCCCAGCACUCCCUGCCGGAAUUGGACCCCUACGCUUGGAGAUGCGCUCUAGCCUAAGGAGCCUUGCCCUGUGUGUCAAAGAGGUGACCCCGAACCUGCAGAGCUGCCGGCGGCAAUUCAACAGCCCAGGGACUUUGCAGUGUAAAGCGGACGUCUUCUUAUCGCUGCAGGAGGCUGAAUGCCAACAGCCUGAGCCCUGAAACCCCUCAUGUCCAGCCUUGCUUGAAGCAGCACAGGCCCUGUCAUGUGGGUUGGCGCCCGUGACCCCUAACUCCUACCAUGCUCCACAGCAAAUAGCUAAAUGAAUAAAGACGCAAACCGUGUCUGCUGAGGGUUGCUGGAGGUGACUAGUGCUCCUGGGAGUGGGUGGACGAAGCAGGCCCUCCGGCCACUGCUAGGCUUCCCUAUAGCAUCCCCUUCCCUGGCCAGGCUGGGUCUUUCCCUCUUCCACAGAGCAAGAACAGGUAUAGAGGCUCCCCAACCCCACAGUCUGCACAGGUGACCCCCCCUACAUAAGUAGUAGGCACUGGGCAUAGACAGUUCCUAGUAGGUCAUCUGAAACAGCCCCACCAUGCUGCCCCUCAAGUCAGUCCAGGUUCCUAGGUUCUUUCCGGAAGUCCUGCUUUGUGUCUAGCCUCACUCUAGGCAACCCUGCUGCUUCUGGAAUUCCUGCUGCCCCCACCCCUAACCUUGUCUGCCUCUCACCUUUUAAAGUCCCUCCCCAAACACCUUGAAGCACUAAGUACUUAGCUGCUGUAUGUUCAACAAAUCAGGACCAGAAGUGAGGUGCACUGAUCUAGAGUAAGGCUCUAACUGCACAGGAGCCCUUAGACCCAUCCCCAAACGCCCACUGCCCUGAGGGCCAGAGCCUGGCCCUCCCCUCACAUAUUCUGGGCCCUGGCCACAAAGCCAAGUGGGCAGCUGGCUUGAGUCCUGCCUUCCCUCCCGCCCAAGGCAAACACCCCCAGGUGCCAGCUCCGUAGCUGAGCGAGCUCUGGUCUGGGAGCCCCUGAGCCUGCUGUUGAGGGUGUCUUCCUCUCCAUGGUGCCUCACCCAGAGGCCACAGGUGGCACAGAGCAUGCCUACCAGUGAAGUGUUCCUUUGGAGACCAGCACACUCGGUGGCUUCCUUGACCUGAGACUGUGCUGAGUAUUCCACAGCCCAGGGUUCUAGCGUGGGCACCACCCCCGUUCCUAGCAGGCAGGGCUGAGCACUGUACCUCUGAGCACUGUACAGGCUGGAGGUAGGUAUGCCCCUCCUCCAGAUCCUGACCCCAGGUCUCAUAUGCUCACAAAGGCUCUCCUGCUUCCAAGGGAAGAGAGAAGGCAGGUCUACCUGCUUCAGUACGUGCAGAGACCAGGUGUGGGAUAAGAGUACCAGCAGCAUCCUUGUUUGGGAGAAGCCAGGACUUCAGCACUCCCCUACAGUCAACCACCAAGAGGCAGCUGUAGGAGCCUCAGCAACCUGGUAGUUGCCAAGAUCCUGGGUCUACAGAAGAGCCAGGGCAGGUACACAGGCUGCCCAGCUUCCUGGCCUGGCCUGUUCUCCCUUCUCUAAAAGAAUCCCUGCUGUGGACGGGUUUCCUGCAUCUUCCUGGGGCCAGGUGCCCGCCGGGUGCCCCCGCUAGGCUUUAUUCAGGGAGCCAAAGAAAUUUACAUCGGCCACUGAGGUACAAAAUGAGGACCACGGAGUCUGUGCAGAGAAAGUCAAGCUGGCCCAGCCGUCAGGGAAGUACAUCUUCUGGGAAUCAGGAAUGGGGUGCUAGAACGUGCCCCAAAGUAGAGGGUGACCACUUGCAGGUCAUCCCCCUCUGUACCUCUCAUCAAAGCUGGGCCGGCAGAUUGCAGCUUCCAGUCAGGCAGGAGGGGCGCCCCCAACCAAGACUGGGGCAGUGGCAGUCGGAACUGUGGACGCUAAGGACACACAGCAACACUCCUCCGUCUCCUGUCCACUGGGCUGCUUCACUGUGCUGGCCACCCUCUCUGGGCAGCUCAGUGCAAAGGACUGAGCCUGUGGCAAGGUGGGCGGUGGGCGCCUCACAGGCGGUAGAACAGCAUCCUCCAGCAAGGCCAGCUUCCUUUGGAAUUAUGUGAGCUGACACCAGGACACAGAAGCAGAGCAGGGUCGGGAGAGAAGAGAUGGGCACAGAGCAAGGGCGUGAGUGACAUCCUCCAGGUCA
Molecule: messenger RNA, 3044 nt
Organism: Microtus ochrogaster (prairie vole)
Lineage: Eukaryota; Metazoa; Chordata; Mammalia; Rodentia; Cricetidae
Gene: Npb
Product: neuropeptide B
Biological process (GO): feeding behavior; G protein-coupled receptor signaling pathway
Molecular function (GO): G protein-coupled receptor binding
Source: RefSeq, a predicted model, not a curated record